Penicillium bovifimosum is the source of this 1323-nucleotide messenger RNA. RefSeq names its product nitrilase. NCBI's taxonomy places the organism in Eukaryota, Fungi, Ascomycota, Eurotiomycetes, Eurotiales, Aspergillaceae. The transcript has 2 exons. Gene Ontology annotation, molecular function: catalytic activity. The coding region runs from base 1 to 1323 and encodes 440 amino acids. The record is from RefSeq and is a predicted model, not a curated record.
AUGCCCUCCCUUACGGUAGCGGUCGCCCAAUCCCGCACCCACGAAACCCUACCCGCAACCCUCCGCGCCCUCGAACGAACAACCGCCCUCGCCGCCCGUCGCGGCGUCCACCUCCUCCUCUUCCCAGAAGCCUAUCUGGGCGGAUACCCGCGGACAUGUUCCUUCGGCUCGGCGGUUGGCAGUCGAGACCCGCGUGGCCGUGAGCAAUUCCUGCAAUAUUUCAAGGCUGCCGUCGACUUGGGCGAUACGCCGGCUGGGGCGGGGGAUGACUGGGUUGGGCGGAAACUCGAGGUUGCUGAGGGGAAGAGGUUCCGUGGAGACGGGACGAGGGAGUUCCUUGAAAGGGUUGCGAGGGAGACGGGUGUGUUUGUGGUUACUGGGUUGGUGGAGAGGGCGGGUGGGAGUUUGUAUUGUGCUGUUGUUUAUGUUGAUCCUGUGAGAGGUGUUUUGGGGAAGAGGAGGAAGGUAAUGCCGACCGCAGCUGAACGUAUGAUCUGGGCCCAGGGAUCCCCCUCCACCCUCCGCGCCGUGACAACAACUCUAAACGGUAUCCCGCUAACUCUCGCUUCCGCCAUCUGCUGGGAAAACUACAUGCCUUUGCUGCGUCAGAGCCUCUACUCCCAGAACGUCAAUAUCUAUCUCGCUCCCACGGCGGACGCCCGCGAUACCUGGCUCCCGCUCAUGCGCACCGUCGGAAUAGAAGGCCGCUGCUUCGUCCUCUCGGCAAACCAGUGUGUGCGUUACUCUGAGCUACCAGAGUGGAUUUCCAGUGGGAACACAAGCACAAAGACACUUCCGACCCGAGAGGUCCGCACAGCUCCGGAUCCAGGACAGACAGACCCCGUCAAGUCCCAGGACCGUACACGGAAACUGUCCAUCACCGCUGAGGGUCCGCACGAGAUUGUCUGGCCACAGGCUCAUUGUGAUGAGCAGGAAUCUGAUCAGGGUCAGACGAAGGAUACUUCAACGACCAAUAUUAGGGAAUUCCGGGCUACUGCGGAGUCGGACUUGGAGUAUGUCUGUCGUGGCGGGAGUUGUAUCAUCUCCCCGCUUGGGGAGGUGUUGGCCGGGCCCUUGUGGGAAGUGUGCACGGAUGAUGUGCCGGAUGAUAGCGAUGCGGCUGUGACCGAUUCGGCGCCUGGGGCCGCAGCUACGGAUUCUAGUGCUGCCGUGGCAGCGGGUGAUGGUCUGGCUAUCACGCGCAUUGAUCUGGAUGAUUGUGAGCGUGGACGGUUGGACCUCGACGUUGCUGGUAGUUACUCGCGGAAUGAUGCAUUUAAAUUGGAGGUUGAGGGCUUGGAUUUGACGCCGCCACCCUUGUAA